This is a messenger RNA of Striga asiatica, 3342 nucleotides long. The record is from the annotation of a GenBank genome assembly. Lineage: Eukaryota; Viridiplantae; Streptophyta; Magnoliopsida; Lamiales; Orobanchaceae.
AUACAAAAAAAAAAAAAAAAAUUAUAAAAAAAAAAUAAAUAAAGAAAUAAAGAAAAACGAAAAGCAGCACCAAUAAAAUACCAUCAUUCUUUCACUCUUGUACACCUCGAGCCCCAGGACCAAAAAACACACUGAAGAAUAGAGCUCUUAAAACACACACAACACAGAGACGCUCAGAGGGAUUUCCCGCCUCAAAAACCAGUUAAAAAGUUCUGAUCUUUUGAAUCCCUUUUGCUCAAGCUCUUAACCCCAAGAAACCCUGAAAAAAGCCCACGUUUUUUGCAGUGUUUUGAAAUGGAGAAAGUUCUUGUGUUGGUUGUUAACUGCGAGCUUAAGGCUUGUGGGAUAGUGUAAAGUGGUCAGAGUUUUUUUUUUUUCUUCGAGGAAUAUUAAUAAGAACAACUCUUCUUUUUCCAGUCUUCAUUUUCUUUCCAUUUUCUGUUCCUUUUUUUUUUCAACCCUCCUUCAUUUUUUCUCUCUCAAAAUGGAUUGCAAGAACAUGUUAGCUGGAAAUUUGGAUCCAGAAAGAAAAAGGAGUGGUGGUCUGAGAACAAAACAGGCGGGGCGUGGGUCUUGCAGAGGGAGUUAGGCUAAGGCGUGUGUUGUUUUAGUUUUUAUUUACUUUGAGGAAAAAAAACUAAUUUUUGAAGAGAAGGGCAAAGAGUAAAUGUUGUUCUGUCUUGGAGAGAAAUAAAUCAAAUCACUUGGUCCUCUUUGUCUGUCUCACUUCUGGAUUGGAUCCCUUUUGGUGAAUCUUGAUUUAAGAAUACUCGUAAAUAUAUUUUACUCUUCUUUUUGGGGCAUUAUAAUUUUUUUCUGCAAUGGGGUACUUGUUGAAAGAAGCUCUGAAGACUCUCUGUGGGGUUAAUCAGUGGUCUUAUGCUGUUUUCUGGAAGAUUGGCUGCCAAAACCCCAAGCUUUUAAUAUGGGAAGAUUGUUACUAUGAAACUGCAUCAUGUUCACGGCUAGCUGGAAAUCUAAAUCCAGAGAACGCGUUUCAUAACUUAAGUACUUCUUGGGUUUCAACCGAAUCUUGUGAUUUACAGUCCAGCAUUCAGACAGCGGACAAGGUUCAUUUUCUUGUAAACAAGAUGAUGAUGGACAAUCAAGUUAAUAUUGUCGGAGAAGGGUUAGUUGGAAGAGUUGCAUUUACUGGAAACCAUCAGUGGGUCCUAGCUGAGAACUAUUUUAGAGAAGCUCAGCCACCAGAGGUUCAAAAGGAGGUGUGCCUACAAUUUGCAGCUGGUAUGCAGACAGUUGCUGUCAUUCCUGUUCUUCCCCAUGGUGUUGUUCAAUUUGGUUCAUCCUUGACCAUAAUAGAGAAUAUGGGAUUCGUAAAUGACGUGACAUCACUACUACUUCAACUCGGAUAUCUUAACGAACUACCUAAAGAACACACUCCGAAUACGGUCAUCAGCCCACCUUGCUCGUUCGACACUUUCAACUAUAUUUCAAACUCGGCCGAGCCUUCUAUGAUUGACUGCCAAACAAAUUUGGUGGCAACAAAGGCUGAAGUUUUCCCCUCCAACUCAGAAAUGUGGUCUUCUCUAAGCUUACCUUCAAAUAUGUCCUCUGCUCUUUUGAUGCCCUCACAAAGAACGAAUCUCAGCUCGAUGUAUUUUUCCGAUGAAGGAAACAUUUAUUCAAAGAACCCGUCUUCUAGUGCGCUUAAAAAUGUAAUCUUUGACGAGAAGCUUAAGAAAAACGAGUCGAGUAGUGCGGUUAAGACAGAGUUAGAACACAAUGCAGUUCAGGCUUUUAAUAUUGGCAGUUUUGUGGAGGACGGCAAUCAGAAACAGAAUUCGGGAGAUGACUUGUUCGACGUUUUGGGAGCUGACUUCAAGAAUAAAUUAUUCAAUAUUAAUAAUAACGAGUUUAGCAAUAAUUUUCCAUCUGUUACUAAUAGCCGAGGAAAUUUGGAAAGUGGGAUUUUCUCCUCGACUAGUUCUACUGACCAUCUUCUAGAGGCUGUGGUUUCUAAAAUUCCUAAAAUUCUCCACCCAGCCAAACGCGGUCUUGAUGACAGCAUUUCUUGCUCGACCAAUUUCACGAACAUUAGUAGCUCAUCCGAACCAAAUUCUUGUUCGCUACCUUAUGGCCGGUUUGGGGUGCCGAAAUUCAUGGUCAAAGCAGGGUCAAUGAGUUCUGGCUCGUUUGGGGUGGGGCCCACAAAGGAAGAGUCAGGGACUUAUUCUCAGGGGAGCUCGAUUUUUGGGUCACAGUUGAGUUCGUGGAUUUCGAGGGAUGUGAAGGGGAAACAGGCUAGCAGCUUGUCCACUGGAUAUUCGAAGAAAAUAGACGAGGGGAGUGGAAAAACAGGUCGAAAGAGGCUAAAACCGGGAGAAAAUCCGAGGCCAAGGCCAAAAGAUCGGCAGAUGAUUCAAGAUCGUGUUAAGGAAUUAAGGGAGAUUGUACCAAAUGGAGCAAAGUGUAGCAUUGAUUCUCUACUCGAACGUACUAUCAAACAUAUGCUUUUCUUGCAAAGCGUGACGAAGCAUGCGGACAAGCUGAAACAAACUGGAGAGUCUAAGAUUAUCAGCAAAGAUGGUGGUUUACUCUUGAAAGAGAAUUUUGAAGGUGGAGCUACGUGGGCCUACGAAGUGGGCUCACAGUCAAUGGUCUGUCCAAUCAUAGUCGAGGAUUUAAAUCAGCCACGUCAAAUGCUCGUUGAGAUGCUCUGUGAAGAAAGGGGUUUGUUUUUAGAAAUAGCAGACAUAAUUAGAGGACUUGGGUUAACCAUAUUAAAGGGAGUCAUGGAGACUCGAAAGGACAAGAUUUGGGGGCGCUUUGCUGUCGAGGCGAAUCGUGACGUUACAAGAAUGGAAAUAUUCAUCUCGCUAGUUCGCCUCUUGGAGCAAACUGCAAAAAAAGAUUCAGAAAAAACCCGAAAAAUGUCAGAACAAUUUCAACAAGUCGCUCCAAUUCCUGUUACAACUCAAAGUUUCCAGUGAGUCUUGUUUGGACGUGUUGAGAGCGGGCAAAAUCGGAAAAAGCUUGCCAUGACUAACGCGUCUAACCGGAAAAAAAAAAGUCAGCAGCCGGUCAACCAUUGACUUUGUUGUGUUUGCUUAUUUCUUAGGUUUGCUGCAGUGACUUUGUGCUCUGAGAAUGUAGCAUGUAUUUGCUUUCUUAUUUACUUGUUUGCUUUUGGGUCAAUAGUAGUUUUUAUGUUUAUUAGUUGUUGGGUAUUUAUAAAUGGGGUUUCGUGUCUGUUUAGUGGUGGUUUUAAGGUUGUGUAAUGAGUGUAUAGUGUGAGUGUUGGUGGCAAUUUGUGGUUUUAUUGUAAUGUUUGUUGUGUCAUGUUGUGUUUUCAAGAGUUUUUGAGUUUUAUGUUAUUUGGCU